Molecule: messenger RNA, 459 nt
Organism: Paramecium pentaurelia
Lineage: Eukaryota; Ciliophora; Oligohymenophorea; Peniculida; Parameciidae
Source: the annotation of a GenBank genome assembly
AAUGAGUUAUCUCUAUUCACCUUACAAAUCCUAUGUUAGACCAUAAUAGUAUUCACCAACCCGUUCAUAUGUUUCUCCAUAUUAUACAUCCACUCCACCAAGAGGUACACUUGCUUAUUUAAGAAAUAAGGUAAUUCUUGGGUAGAAAGAAUCCCUGUUGAAUAGAGAUAUACAGAGUAUGUUCCAGAAUAAAGAAUUGAAUAUAAACCAGUAGAAAGAAGAUAUACAGACUAUGUAGAAAGUAAGAAAUUAUUGAUAUUAUUAAGUCGAACAUUACAGAGAUUAUGUACCAGUUCCAAGACUUGAAAGAAGAGUGGAAUAUGUGCCUAUUGAGAGAUAUGAUGAAGCAGUUGACUAUGUUCCAGUUGAGAGAUCUAGUGUUGUUCGUUAACCAUUAGCAAAUUCAUUAGCCUACAGUAGAUAUUCAAGAUAUCCAUCCAGAUAUUAUUAUUAUUGAUU